AUGCUCACUGUCCUCUAUGAGCUGUCCAAGGUGUUGAAGUCUAACCUUCUAUCCCGGGUUCUGCUGACUCUGCCACUAACUCCUGAUUCCUCCCUGUCACCGUCGCUGAUAUCUGAUAGUGAAGCUAAUGUUUCUGCAAACUCUGACCCGCUGACACACAGAUGGUGGUUCCUGCACUCAUCGCUGGCUCUGCUGCACACAUCCCAGGUUUUCCUUGGAUAUGUUCUGAUGUUGUGUGUCAUGUCCUACAAUUCUGCCAUUUUCCUGUCAGUUAUCAUUGGAUCUGGCCUUGGAUAUUACUUGGCCUUCCCUGUUCUUGCUAAAUUCCCAAAGCUGUACAGUCUGUAG
Messenger RNA from Staurois parvus, 348 nucleotides. The record is from the annotation of a GenBank genome assembly. NCBI's taxonomy places the organism in Eukaryota, Metazoa, Chordata, Amphibia, Anura, Ranidae.